Messenger RNA from Penicillium argentinense, 741 nucleotides. RefSeq names its product proteasome core particle subunit alpha 5 (gene pup2). Gene Ontology annotation, biological process: proteasome-mediated ubiquitin-dependent protein catabolic process. Gene Ontology annotation, cellular component: proteasome core complex; nucleus; proteasome core complex, alpha-subunit complex. The coding region runs from base 1 to 741 and encodes 246 amino acids. NCBI's taxonomy places the organism in Eukaryota, Fungi, Ascomycota, Eurotiomycetes, Eurotiales, Aspergillaceae. The transcript is spliced from 5 exons. The record is from RefSeq and is a predicted model, not a curated record.
AUGUUCAUUGCCAGAUCCGAAUAUGACCGCGGAAUCAACACCUUCUCUCCGGAAGGCCGUCUAUUUCAGGUCGAAUACUCUCUCGAAGCUAUCAAGCUAGGUUCCACAGCGAUCGGUGUUGCUACAUCGGAGGGAGUCAUCCUUGGUGUCGAGAAGCGUGUGACAUCUACAUUGCUCGAGGCUUCAUCUGUGGAGAAGAUCGUUGAGAUUGAUCAGCACAUUGGUUGCGCUAUGUCCGGUCUCCAGGCCGAUGCCCGCAACCUGGUCGAGCACGCCCGUGUCGAAUGCCAAAACCACGCAUUCCACUACGCCGAGCCCCUGCGCGUCGAAAGUACCACACAAGCCAUUUGCGACUUGGCCCUCCGUUUUGGUGAGAGCGGUGACGAUGAGGAGAGUGUUAUGAGUCGACCAUUCGGUGUCGCAUUGUUAAUUGCUGGAUAUGACGAGGACGGGCCGCAGCUGUACCACGCUGAGCCCUCGGGUACAUUCUAUCGAUAUGACGCCAAGGCUAUUGGCUCCGGAAGCGAAGGUGCACAGGCGGAGCUGCAGAAUGAAUACCACCGUUCCUUGACGCUGGCCGAGGCUGAAACUCUGGUUCUGAAGACGCUGAAGCAGGUCAUGGAGGAGAAGCUGGAUUCUAAGAACGUCCAGUUGGCCAGUGUGACCAAGGAGAAGGGCUUCCGCAUCUACAAUGACGAGGAGAUGGGUCGGGCUGUCGAGCAACUGGGUGGAAACCAAUAA